Messenger RNA from Acanthosepion pharaonis, 567 nucleotides. NCBI's taxonomy places the organism in Eukaryota, Metazoa, Mollusca, Cephalopoda, Sepiida, Sepiidae. The record is from the annotation of a GenBank genome assembly.
AUGAAGAUUGCUGGCUGGAAUCUCCGCACUCUUCGCGACGAAGGAACGCAAUCUCUCACCGUCAAGACUCUGUACAAGUAUGGUGGUUGUGUCGCCUGUCUGUCAGAGGUCCGCCUCCCGAUUAGCGGGCAUAGAAUAAUGAAAGUGCCAGAGCCUGACUGUGUCUACCACCUUUACCAUAGUGGAGUGGAGGACAACAGCGGGCUGUAUAGAGUGGCGAUUGCUCUCAGCUCAGUGGCACGGACAGCACUGCUCGCUUGGGAACCAGUCUCCAACAGGCUGGCCAUGAAUGCAGCGGAGGAGGACAAGGACAUUUUCUACCGCGACCCUCAAGCGGUUGUAGAUCGUACACCUUUCACUGAUCUUCUAGUGGUAGCAGCGGAUUGGAACGCUCGCACAGGACAGGAGGAUGAAGGCACCAGGCAUGUUCUAGGUCGAUUCGCCCUCGGAACACGGUGUGACAAUGGCGACCGUCUAGUCAACUUUGCAGUCGCUAAUCGACUUGUGGUGACUAAACACUCGUUUCCAGCACCCGCGAUGACAUCUCGUCACCUGGCGUUCCAAUGA